CUUCCGCCACCACCGCCACCACCACCGCCACUACCACUACCACCACCACACCAGACCUCUCUUUCCUAAUCCACCACAAUCAACAAACCCAACACCUCCAACCCCUCCUCCACUACACCACCACUACCCACCACCAUCCCAUCACUACAACCGCCACCAACUACCACCCCAGCAUCAUUAUACAGCUCAAUCCUUCCCCAACACUGCCCCCAGAGUUCCCACUAUUCAAAUUCGCCCACAAUUACCCACUAACAAACACCAUCCUCAUGACCCACCACCGCCGCCGCCACAGGGAAUUCUUUACCCAGUUGCUUCUUCGGGCCGAGGAUUUCUUCCAAAACCCAUUCGGCCCGCCGAGCCGACGGUCACGAUUGCCAAUCCCGGUGGAUACCCGACUCGCCCCAUGGUUUCGUACCCUCAGCCUCACUCAGUGCGGCCAGUUGGGCUUAAUUAUUCGGAGCCGGGUCAGGGUCAGGCUGUGCACUUGAUUAGGCCGAACCAGUUCCACCACCCUCUUCUUGGGUCUACUGGUGGGGUGAUGCCUGGUGUGAUCAAGGGGGUUCCGGUUUCUACGCACCCCAAGGUUGCUCUUUCUCCAUCUGUGGCUUCUGAUUGCAAUGGCUACAAAGAUUUACGGGAUAGAAUUAGGGAUGAUACUCUUGCAACCGUCAGAGAUAGAAAGGUCAGAAUAACUGAUGGUGCUUCUCUUUAUGCCCUCUGCCGAUCAUGGUUGAGGAAUGGCUUGUCUGUGGAAAGUCAGCCACAGAACAUGGAUGGUGUGAGGUCUCUUCCUAGACCUUUACCCAUACCUGUGCGAGAAGCACAUUCGCCAGCAAGAAAGGAAAGUGAUAAAGAAGAGGAGCAAGAGGAUGAGGUAUCUGUCGAGCAUUUAUCUUCUCAAGAGCUGUUGCGAAGACAUAUCAAGCGUGCUAAAAAAGUUCGGACACAAUUAAGAGAAGAAAGGCUGCAGAGAAUUGAAAGGUACAAAACUAGGCUUGCUCUUCUCCUUCCCCCAAUUGGAGAUCAGCAGUUGAGAAAUGAGGCGGCGGCUGGAAACUGA
Messenger RNA from Ilex paraguariensis (yerba mate), 1060 nucleotides. NCBI's taxonomy places the organism in Eukaryota, Viridiplantae, Streptophyta, Magnoliopsida, Aquifoliales, Aquifoliaceae. The record is from the annotation of a GenBank genome assembly.